Molecule: messenger RNA, 3355 nt
Organism: Hypomesus transpacificus
Lineage: Eukaryota; Metazoa; Chordata; Actinopteri; Osmeriformes; Osmeridae
Gene: traf4a
Product: tnf receptor-associated factor 4a
Exons: 5
Coding region: 390-1562 (390 amino acids)
Biological process (GO): signal transduction; positive regulation of JNK cascade; activation of NF-kappaB-inducing kinase activity
Molecular function (GO): zinc ion binding; protein binding
Source: RefSeq, a predicted model, not a curated record
UGAAAGCAUUGUCUGCUGCCUGUCAGUCGUGCUAGUACUGAGCAGAGGGAACCAGAACUUAAGACAAAAUAUCACCGUAUUUGGCUAGACCUAAGAAAUAGGGGAUUGUCGAUCAUUUCUGUCGUCUGUUAAUAUUUGUCACAACGGUUGGACAGUCGAAGCUUCCUUUUGUUUCCAUGCACUCAGUCACCCGGACGAAGAGAAGAAGCUGAAUACGGUCAAAACCCUAGUCUCGCCGAUCGGUAGCAGAACGAACAUGAAGAGCAGAGCGUCGCGCUGAGGGCGGCCAUCAACAUCCGUAGUAGUGCAUUAUCAUACCCUACAUUGAAAACACGGACAUUGAGUAAAGACACAUUUACCUGUAUCUUACACCUGCGGAUCAAGCAGCAAUGCCGGGGUUUGAUUACAAGUUUCUGGAGAAACCGAAGAGACGCUUUCAAUGUCCCUUGUGCAGUAAAGCAAUGCGCGAGCCUGUUCAAGUCUCUACCUGUGGCCACCGAUUUUGUGACACAUGUCUGCAAGAAUUUUUAAGUGAAGGGGUCUUCAAAUGCCCAGAGGACCAACUGCCCUUAGACUAUGCCAAGGUACAGUACCGUCAAAACUACACUCAUACCAACCCAGAUGUUCUACUUACAGGAGCUAUCAAAACUACACUCAUACAUAACAUUUACAUUUACCCCCGUGCCAGCUCAGUGUGCACGCCCACUGCUGUUUUCCCUGGCAAUGCCCUAUCCGUCGAUUCUCAACAUCGUCUGUCUCUCUCUGUCCCUCAGAACCACCAGUACCACUGCCCACGGUUCCCUGUCCAGUGCCCAAACCAGUGUGGUACACCCAACAUCGCCAGGGAGGAUCUGGCGAACCAUGUGAAGGAGAAUUGCGGCAGUGCCCUGGUCCUCUGCCCGUUCAAAGAUGCAGGCUGCAAGCACAGGUGCCCCAAGCUGGCGAUCGGCCGCCACCUGGAAGACACCACCAAGUCCCACCUGACCAUGAUGUGCAACCUGGUGGGCCGCCAACGCCAGGAGAUCCUGGAGAUGAGGAGGGAGAUGGAGGAGCUGUCCGUCAGUCACGACGGAGUCCUCAUCUGGAAGCUCAGCGACUACUCCCGCAAACUCCAGGAGGCUAAGCUCCGGAACAACCACGAGUUCUUCAGCCCACCCUUCUACACCCAUCGCUAUGGCUACAAGCUGCAGGUGUCGGCCUUCUUGAACGGAAACGGCAGCGGGGAGGGUUCCCACCUGUCUAUCUAUAUCCGGGUGCUCCCAGGGGAGUACGACAACCUGUUGGAAUGGCCCUUCUCCUACAAGGUGACCUUCUCCAUCCUGGACCAGAGCGACCCGUCGUUGUCCAAGGCCCAGCACAUUACGGAGACCUUCAACCCGGACCCCAACUGGAAGAACUUCCAGAAACCCUGCAGCACCCGCAACUCGCUGGACGAGAGCACCCUGGGGUUUGGUUACCCCAAGUUCAUCUCCCACGAAGAGAUUAAGAAGAGGAACUACGUUCGAGAUAACUCCGUCUUCCUCAAAGCUUCCAUAGAAAUCCCCCAGAAGAUCAUGGCCUGAAGGGUCAGUUUGAAAAAACGUGAAAGGGUGUAAGCCAGGUUUAAGAAAACAGAUGCUUAACCUUAAAGACUUCAACUUCACACUUAUCCUUUAGACACUUGCUGGUCUCUCCACUGUAGAACUUGGAGCAAGUCUGUUGAGUUGUGUGUGCUGACUGGAGGAUACUGGAAUGUAGGAAAAAGUGUUUGGUUGGCAGAACCAUCACUCUGUGAUUCAGUUUUAUAUUUGUUUUCUAACCGUUUUUCACAAUCUGCUACAAAUAAGCCUUGGAAAUCAACAGUGCCUAGAGAAUUUAUUUUAAGUUCUAUUUUUUUUUUCUUCAUUGCGUUUUUUUUUUUUUUUUGCACCUCAAAUGUACAUAUUGAUCGAGGAUUGGAAAUGUGUGUGCAAGCUUUUGCACUGGCAGUAGUUGGAAUUUGGUCUGGUACUUCCUGUUUGAUUACGCUAGUCUGAGAGUGAUUAGCUCAUCACGCAUACGUAGCUUAACCCCAAAUGCCUUUAGUUGACAUCCUUUUACAGUAUCACCCACUUGUCCUUUAAUGAAUGCAAGUCCUUGGGAAAGUAAACAGAUGAACCAUCGAAACUACAGUAGGAGUAUCUUCUACAGACACUGUUGUUGCUGGCCUAACUUGUAUACGGUAGUUUCACAAAGUCUUUGCAUAUAAUUAGACGAUCCUGAUGUCCAAAUAAUAAUAAAAAAAGAACUAUGUCAGUGAGAGAUGGAUUUGUGGAUACUGUUGAGACCUCAGAAAGCUUUGUUGGUGGAAAGUGCUUGCGUAGAGCCGAGGAGGAGGGCUCUGAGCUCUCUCCGUUUUCACAUGGUACAUGUGCACUUACGGUUGAAGGAAAAGCCAUGAGGCCUAGAUAUGUUUACACGUCUGGGUCUCUGCAGGGGGUUACUGGAAGACAACAUAAAUAUGUCAUGCACGUGUCAUGUGAUACAACUUGGACUACGUUUUUGUACUGUAACCUGUAUUCUUGAAAUAUUCCCUUGAGGGCUUUUGUGUUCAUUUUUUUUUUUUGCAGUGGAAGAACUGUUCAAUGGAACCAAAUUCUUUUAUACGUGAAAAAUGUGAGCAACGUUGUUUGAAAUAAUAACGUCCUAGAUGAAACACAGGAUGGAUUCCUGAACUCUGUGAAGUGCAUUGUUUUUAAGUUCAGCCCGGCCCCACAGACCGUCUCAAUGACCCAGGAGCCUCGGGACUGACCGCGUCUGAACCGUGUGGAUACCAACACGCAUCUUCACCUCCACACACGUGCGAGUUGAUCGUCAGAAGAAGAACAGCAUUGUGCAAUACACCUGUCAAAACACUCAGAUGACGCGCUCAUGAUGUAUGUGAAUAGAGAUGUAGAAAACGCAGAAGCACAUUCUCUGUCUUUUUAUUCUACUUGGAAAAUUCCUGGUCUGUUGUUCUUCUUAUUACUAUACCAGCCAAUAUUUUACAGUGAUUUUAAGAAGUAAAAAAAAAAAAAGAAAAAAAAAACUUUUUGUAAGAUUCUGUAUUUUGCAAAGUACUUAAAUGUUUAUACAAUACUUUUGGGUUGGAGAACCGUGGGAAGAGCUUGGAAAUUCUGUGGAACAUUUUCAGGUUUCACGUCUAACAGCAGAACUAUGGGUUUGGUUGGUCUAGAUCUCACAUCAGUCUGUCUGUAUUGUUUCUUUUUAAAGUAUUUAUUUUAAGGGGCCAUUAUGUAAGCUUUACUGAAUUGAUGGCGCAAACGUUAUAAUAUGUUGAUUGAUGAGUGCUUGUUGUCAAUUUCCUAAUUUGAAAUUAAAUGCUAUAUAGAACAUC